AUGGAUCAUUUCAAUUACGACAAUUCAUCAUCCGUAAAUCAUCUCAAUCCUAUUGAAGGUAUACAAUUUGAUGGACGAGCCUAUGCACUCUUUGAUCCUAAUUUUAAAAUUCACGAUACAUUGACUGUAAAUUUUCAAAUACAAACAUUUGCUCAUGAUGGUUUAAUCUUAUGGAUUGGCGAUUCGUUACCUGAAUCAAGUUUUACGAUUGAAAUUCAGAAUCGUCAGCUUAUUGCUCGUGCCGUUGUUCGUGGUCAACCAUUUAGUGUACGUACAAAUUUUACCAAAAAUCGUCUUUGCGACGGUGUUUGGCAUUGCGUUCAAGUACGUCUUGACGGUAGUCUUCUCUCGAUGAAGGUUGACAAACGACAAUUUACUAAAACAGAACCACGUAUUAAUGCAGUCGACAUGCGCGGUCCAUUGUUUAUCGCUGGUUAUGCCGAGAAUUAUUCUCCACCGUAUUUAUCCGUUCGCACGAGAGAUUUCUUUCAUGGAAGUUUACGGAAUUUAAGAAUUAAUAAUAAACAUGUCGAUUGGCUCAUGCCGCAUGGCAGUGGUCUGGAAGCUGCUACACCAGAAUUUCAUCGAUACAGUUCCGAGACGACAUCAAAUGCUUUUCGGCCGUUUUCAAGUGCAGCAGCAGCAGCAGCAAAUCGUACCUAUGAGACGACGACAUUUUCAACGUCCGCUACAUACGACGGAAGAAAAGUUCAUUGA
Messenger RNA from Adineta ricciae, 717 nucleotides. NCBI's taxonomy places the organism in Eukaryota, Metazoa, Rotifera, Eurotatoria, Adinetida, Adinetidae. The record is from the annotation of a GenBank genome assembly.